Asparagus officinalis (garden asparagus) is the source of this 2866-nucleotide messenger RNA. RefSeq names its product neutral ceramidase-like. Gene Ontology annotation, biological process: long-chain fatty acid biosynthetic process; ceramide catabolic process; sphingosine biosynthetic process. The transcript has 10 exons. NCBI's taxonomy places the organism in Eukaryota, Viridiplantae, Streptophyta, Magnoliopsida, Asparagales, Asparagaceae. Gene Ontology annotation, molecular function: N-acylsphingosine amidohydrolase activity. Gene Ontology annotation, cellular component: extracellular region. The record is from RefSeq and is a predicted model, not a curated record. Bases 340 to 2694 code for a protein of 784 amino acids.
UCUUCAUGCGUUGUUGGCUUCGUGUGUGCGUCGUGGGCUUCGUGUUCACAUAAAGUGACUUACACGCCACUUUCUUCGCCCAAUUAUCUUCUUUAUUAUAAUUUCUUUAUUUUUGGAUUUCUCUCUGUUCUCUGCUCUCCUCAUUCACACUGACUCCACUUGGGUUGAUGAGAAAUUCAAUGCCAUUUAUCAUACGACGCUGAUGCUCUCUAUAUAUGUGUGAUAUUAUUCAACACUCAAUAAUGUGCAUUUAUUACACCUCUGAAGAAACGGGUGUUUGGCCAUUUUGAUGUUGAUCGACAUUCAUUUUUCAAGCUGAAGAGAUCUGUAGCACUACCGAUGGCAUCAUCAUCGUCUUCUUCUUAUUCCUCAUUCAUGCAUUUCUACAAAUGCUUUGCUCGCAUCUGGUUCGGUCUCUUGCUUGCUCUCCUACAGAAUUCUGAAGGAAGAGCUGCCACAGGUUCACAGUAUUUGAUUGGGCUCGGGAGCUACGAUAUAACUGGACCCGCUGCCGAUGUCAAUAUGAUGGGAUACGCGAUGCUUAGCCAGAUUGUUUCUGGAGUGCACUUCAGGCUGCAGGCACGCACGUUCAUUGUUGCUGAGCCUGGAGGGGAUCGGGUUGCUUUUGUGAAUCUUGAUGCAUGCAUGGCGUCUCAGCUUGUUACAAUCGAAGUGCUCGAGAGGCUGAAAUCUAGGUAUGGAGGCAUAUACAAUGAACGAAAUCUGGCAAUCAGUGGAAUUCAUACUCAUGCUGGGCCUGGUGGUUACCUUCAAUAUGUGGUGUAUAUUGUUACAUCUCUUGGAUUUGUAAGACAGUCAUUUGAUGCUCUUGUUGAAGGAAUUGAGCAAAGCAUCAUACAAGCUCAUGAAAAUCUCCGGCCUGGAUCGAUAUUUGUGAAUAAGGGAGAGAUCCCUGAUGCUGGUAUUAAUCGCAGUCCUAGUGCAUACCUCAAUAAUCCUUCUGCAGAGCGAAGCCAAUACAAGGAUAACAUCGACAAAGAAAUGACAUUACUGAAGUUUGUCGAUAAUGAAUGGGGUCCUGUAGGUAGCUUUAACUGGUUUGCGACACAUGGAACAUCAAUGAGCAAUACAAAUUCCUUGAUAAGUGGUGACAACAAAGGGGCAGCUGCACGUUUCAUGGAGGAUUGGGCUAAACGGAAGGGUUUCCCAUCAGGGUUCGACAGCAUUGGCAGCACUCAAAAUGGGCUUCCACGGAGAGUAUCUGGCAUAAUACCUCACUUGAAUGAGAACUUAGAUGAACUAAAGAAGCUUGCAUCCUUGUUCAAGGCAUCUCGUGGAAGGAAAUUGACAAGGACAGUGGGUUCCCCUCACCGAAUAAGGAGUGUUCUCAGGCAAGGAAACAUGCCAAAAUUCGUGUCUGCCUUUUGCCAGUCAAACUGUGGAGAUGUCAGUCCAAAUACACUGGGAACUUUCUGCAAUGACACUGGGCUUCCUUGUGAUUUCAAUCACAGCACCUGCAAUGGCAAGAAUGAACUUUGUUACGGACAUGGCCCAGGUUACCCUGAUGAAUUUGAAAGUACACGUAUCAUUGGUGAUCGGCAAUUCAGAAAAGCUACGGAACUCUUCAGUUCAGCCUCUGAGAGAGUUACCGGGAAAGUUGAGUAUCGUCAUACUUAUUUAGAUCUUUCAAAUCUUAAGGUUAUGAUUCCUUCGAGUGGUGGAGGGCAAGAAGUGGUAAAAACAUGCCCGGCUGCCAUGGGAUUUGCUUUUGCUGCAGGAACCACCGAUGGUCCUGGAGCUUUUGAUUUCAAGCAGGGGGAUGACAAGGGAAAUCCUUUCUGGAGAUUAGUGAGAAAUGUUUUGAGGACACCAAGCAAAGAACAAGUUGCCUGUCAGCAACCAAAGCCAAUUUUACUUGAUACGGGUGAAAUGAAGACCCCAUAUGAUUGGGCGCCUUCAAUUCUCCCAAUUCAGAUAAUUCGAAUAGGCCAAGUUGUCAUCCUUUCUGUACCUUCAGAAUUCACAACAAUGGCUGGCAGGCGUCUUCGGAGCGCUGUGAAAGAAGUACUCACCAAAAAUGGAGAAUUCAAUGAUAAUGUUCAUAUAAUAAUUGCUGGUCUCACAAACUCUUACUCUCAAUAUGUUACAACUUUUGAAGAGUACCAGAUUCAAAGAUACGAGGGAGCCUCCACACUGUAUGGGCCGCACACCCUCAGUGCGUACAUCCAGGAAUUCCAGAAACUCACGACUGCCCUGAUAAGCAGCCAGAGCGUCCCCUCCGGCCCACAACCUCCCAAUCUCUUGGACCAGCAGAUCAGCCUUCUCACCCCCGUCGUCACUGACUCAACUCCCAUUGGCACAAAAUUUGGGGAUGUCAGCGUCGACGUGCCUCACAACUCCACAUUCCGACCAGGCAAAACCGUCACGGCCACAUUCUGGUCUGCUUGCCCAAGGAACGACCUCAUGACCGAGGGAACCUUCGCCCUUGUUGAGAUGUUGCAUCAAGAGAGUAAUGUCUGGGUUCCAGCUUAUGAUGACGAUGACUGGUGCCUACGUUUCACGUGGUGGCGGCCUGCGAAGCUCAGUGCGCAAAGCCAUGCAACACUGGAGUGGAGAAUACCGGAGAGUGUGACCUCGGGUGUGUACAGGUUGAGGCAUUUUGGUGCUUCUAAGAGCUUGUUUGGUUCUAUAAGGCAUUUCACUGGUGCUUCUAGUGCGUUUGUGGUGCUCUAGCAAGCAAGUUUGAGGAUAUGGGCUAGUUGUUGAUGAUGAGGGAAUGUAAGCUUUUAGUGUUAUUCCUGCGUGACUACUGUGGGAGUUUUCUUUAUGGUAUAUAUUCUAGAACUAAAAAGAAUUUGAUUCUAAAUAUAAUUAUUUAUUCAAAAAGACAGCAAUAACUUUUAUU